Eruca vesicaria subsp. sativa (arugula) is the source of this 1988-nucleotide messenger RNA. The record is from the annotation of a GenBank genome assembly. NCBI's taxonomy places the organism in Eukaryota, Viridiplantae, Streptophyta, Magnoliopsida, Brassicales, Brassicaceae.
CUUGAAAACUGAAGAAAAAAUAUCGCUAACAAGAACAAACAAAGGCUCCUCUAUCUAUAUUUUUAUUAAUCUCAUUUUUCCAGUUUUCAGAAAGAAGAUAGGAAGCUUAAGAAAUCGAAAGGUAUUGCAUCCACUCAAAAUAGUUCAUGGAGCGGUGGUCAGGUAAAAGAGCCAUAGAGCCACGCCCUGACUCCAAGAAGGGAGCUGGUGUUGUUUUAAGAGACAGAUUCAACAACAAUAUUUGCAGUGAUGAGAAAAAAUCCAUGAAGUUCACAAGGUUUGUUGGCUCUUCAUACAAGAAAGAGAAAGCAGUUUGGUCUUCAAGCCGCUAUGGGAAGGAAGUCACUGGAACUUCCUCUAAGAUUCCUGGCUCUACCUCCUCCUCUUCUGUUAAAGAGAAGCAACCAAUGGAUUCAUCAGAGAGCAGCAAAGGUAGUGAGGAUGAGAGAGAGACAGAGAUCUUGGAAGAACCAAGAAAAGCAGUGAAAUCCACAGACUUGCCAUCAAGCUCAAGAACCAAGAAAGGUUUUAGGGAAAGGUUUGGUUUGGGGAAGCAGGAGUUUCGUCCUGGUUCAACAAACCGUGGAUGCAGCCCGUUGUUAUCAGGUGUUAUCCCAAGUGGUUUUGGAUUGGAGAAAAGACUUAGUGGGAAGGUAGAUACAAUCAAUAAGAGAAGAGUUUAUGGAGAAAGCAGCUCUAGCUCCUCCUCAGCUAGAGGUAAAAAGAUAGUAUCAGAACUACCUUCUGAAGAGAGACGUCUUGGCUUUAACCCUAGAGGAGGUUCUGCCUCAGCUGGGAGUCAGAGAUCAGUAGAUAGAGGUGGUGAUAGCCGGAUUAGAUUCACAAACCGAGGGAGUGGUGGAAAUGGUUUAUCCUCUAUUACAACAAGAGAGAUGUCUCAGAGUGAAACAUCAAACAAUCUCAAUUCUCCUGUCUCUUUGGAGCUCUUCUCUGGUUUUCCAGACUUUGGUUCUUUAUCUAGUCAAGACAGUUUUCGCAAUUACAAUUUAGAUGGGAUCUCUGAGAUUUUGCCAGAACUUGAUAGGAUUGAACAAGAUAUUGAGCUUAACUACGAGGAACUGCUUAUCAUGGAGACAGGUUUACUUCUAGGUGGACUAAGCUUCUAUGACCAACACCGUGACAUGAGACUAGACAUUGAUAACAUGUCCUAUGAGGAACUAUUAGCUUUAGAAGAGAGAAUUGGUACAGUAAGCACUGCUCUCACAGAAGAAGCAAUAUCAAAGAGCUUGAAAACAAGCAUCUAUCAGAUAAAAUCUUCAAGUGAUCACAAGGAAGAUGCCAAAUGCAGCAUCUGCCAGGAAGAGUAUUCAACAGGUGAUGAAGUUGGAAGGCUACACUGUGAACACGGAUACCAUUUGAAGUGUGUGCAAGAGUGGUUACGGAUGAAGAGUUGGUGCCCAAUGUGCAAGACCAAUGCAGACACCUCCUCUAAGGAAGGCGGGAAAGAUGUCAUUUGAAGAACUCUUACAUUCUUUAGUCUCAGACAAUUUGAUGGAAAGCUUCAUUUCAUACCAAAGAUGUUAUUUGAAGAACAAAGAUUUCCAUCUUACAUUCUUAGUCUCAGCAAAUGUAAAAAUGUGAUGUCAAUGUGUUUUCAAGAAAUGAAUCUGAACAAUUCUAAGACUAUAUGUUACAUACAAAGCAGUACAGCAGCUAUUACAUGAUUGUUUGUUUGUACCUUGCUCCCGCUUACAACUUUCUCUUCAUUCCCUUACCGGCCUGCGUGUUACACAGAGCUUGUAACUCGCUAGGAUAGCCAAGUUACCACGAACCUGCCCCGAGUCUCUAGCUGCAGAGCAUAGAUGUGUCUCUCAGUGGUCAUGUUCAUCAUGAGAUGCAGCGCUUCAGAAUCGUUUUGAAACGAAAACCAGUGGUCAUUUUUUUGAGCCAGAGCAGCUUACUCAGCAAUUUGCAAUAUUAAACAUCUCAAACAUGUUCCUUCACACUCCUUCUCGUUCCUCAAACGA